AUGAGUAUCGGCAAGAAAGGCAGCUCAUUCAACCAGAUUUUCUCGAGGCCUGGCCACUAUAAUAAUCAGAGACAGCCACCCAAGUUCUUUUCCGAUCUUAGGCUUUCAGAUACGAAAAUGGGAACUCCCGGUGCGAAGAUGGAUACUAUUGUGCACUAUCGUGAUUGGCCAAAUACAAUGGGGUUCGAUGCAAAUUAUGAAGAGAAGACCCCGGUUGAGUUAAGAGUGCAAGGUAUCAUUCCGCCUUACACAGCGGGCACUCUGUUUCGUACGGGUCUCGGGCCAAGGUCACUCCAUACAUCGAAGGACACUGAGUUCAAAAUCAAUCACUGGUUCGACAACUUCUCUCAAGUCCACCGUUUCCAAAUCCACGCACCUCAGCCAGAUUCGAAAGUGCGGGUCACUUACAAUUCUCGCUUGGUCAGUGAUGGACUGAUUGAAAAGAUCAAGAAGACCGGAAGGCUAGAUGAUUUCACAUUCGCCGCAAAGUACGAUCCCUGCAAAUCCCUGUUUCAGAAAGUACAGGCUGUCUUUCAGCCAUCAGCCCCUCCACUAAAGCCGAACGAGGUCAGCGCUGCAGUAACCAUUUCUCUGAACUUUCCCGGUUUUGCCAGAGAUGGUCAAAAAUCAGAGGGUCCGCGGGAUCCUGGCCAAGCUAUGACUCUGUGCAAUAAAACAGAUGCCAAUAUCUUCCAAUUUCUUGAUCCGGAAACUCUGGAGCCCGUGGGCAUUGCUCGCCAGGCCGUUCUUCACCCUGAUCUCAAGGGCGUGGGCAGUGGCGCACAUGCAAAAACAGACCCCGAAACAGGGGACGUCUUCAACUACAAUCUCGACUUUGGUCGCACCGGGACCUAUCGUCUGUGGCGCACUUCCGCGUCCACGGGAAAGACUUCCAUCUUGGCGACAUUUCACCAUGCUCCGGCGUACCUUCAUUCUCUCUUUCUGACAAAGAAUUAUGUGAUUUUGUGCGUGUGGAACUCGUUUUAUAAAGCGGGAGGGGCGUCUAUCCUAUGGAACCGAAAUCUUCUGGAUGCUAUGGCGUGGGAUGGCACGCGGCCAACCACCUGGUUUGUGGUUGAUAAGCGAUCGCCGGAAGAGGGCGGUAAGGGUGUUGUCGCCAAGUAUAUUUCCGAAGCGUUCUAUUCCUUCCACACCAUCAACGCGUACGAGGAGCCAUCGAGAUCCCAGCCAGGUGCAGUCGACAUCGUGUGCGACCUCGCCGCAUAUGACAACAUGGAUGUUCUCCACCACUUCUAUCUGGACAACCUGAUGAGUGAUCAUCCCCAGGCACACGGCUACGCAGAUUCAUUGAGUUCUAGUUCACGCCCGAGCUAUCGACGGUAUCGCCUGCCGGUCAUACCCACGACGCCAAAGCCUGGGCAUUUCCAUGCCAGUCUGGAGCACGAGAGCGCGAAGGUCGACGCAUUCGAGCUUCCCGUUGUUAACCCCAAAAUGGUGACAAGGAAGCAUCGGUACAUGUACGGCAUUACUGACACUGGAAAGUCUACCUUUGUCGACGGUCUUGUCAAGUACGACGCCGAGACACACGCGACCACUCGAUGGAGUGUACAGGGCCAAAGCCCAGGGGAGCCAAUUUUCGUGGGAGACCCCCAAUCUGAGGACGAAGACGGAGGAGUGCUCUUGUCGGUGGUCCUCGAUGGGCCAGGAGGAAAGAGCUAUCUCCUUGUGCUUGAUGCGAAGACGAUGACAGAGGUCGGGCGUGCGCAUGUCGAUGGUGUGAUUGGAUUCGGAUUUCAUGGCCUGCAUGUUAGUUCCCGGGAGCCUGUCGGCAGGUUCAACGGAAUGCAUUUGUAA
Messenger RNA from Fonsecaea multimorphosa CBS 102226, 1815 nucleotides. RefSeq lists its product as uncharacterized. Lineage: Eukaryota; Fungi; Ascomycota; Eurotiomycetes; Chaetothyriales; Herpotrichiellaceae. The transcript is spliced from 2 exons. Gene Ontology annotation, biological process: carotene catabolic process. The record is from RefSeq and is a predicted model, not a curated record. The coding region runs from base 1 to 1815 and encodes 604 amino acids. Gene Ontology annotation, molecular function: carotenoid dioxygenase activity.